Molecule: messenger RNA, 1682 nt
Organism: Contarinia nasturtii (swede midge)
Lineage: Eukaryota; Metazoa; Arthropoda; Insecta; Diptera; Cecidomyiidae
Product: peptide transporter family 1-like
Exons: 5
Coding region: 150-1670 (506 amino acids)
Biological process (GO): transmembrane transport; oligopeptide transport
Cellular component (GO): membrane
Molecular function (GO): dipeptide transmembrane transporter activity
Source: RefSeq, a predicted model, not a curated record
AUGUGAUUAGUUAUAAUUUCAAAACUUUUAACGCUAAAAGAAUACAUUUGUUCUGUGCAUAGGGUUUAGUACAUCAAAUCAGUUUCCAUGAAUUACCAGAUUAAAUAAAAAAGCAAAAAAAAAGUUUAUAACCACGAAUUUCAUUGGAAAUGGGCAACUCUAAUGAGCAGACCUUCAAUAGUAACAAUUCAAAUAAAAAUUGUCAAAACAAUGUAACAACGACUUUGUUUAAUGUCGAAAAUGCUGAGCCACAAAAACAUUCGUAUCCGAAACGUAUAUUCCUAAUCGUUAGCAUGGAGUUCUGUGAACGCUUCAAUUUCCAUGGACUGAAUACAAUUUUGGUAUUGUAUUUGAAAAACAAACUUGAUUUUACUGAGAAUUAUGCCACGAUGCUGUAUCAUACAUUGGUGAUGAUGGUAUUUUUCACAUCAAUCUUUGGCGCCAUUUUGUCCGAUGUUUGGUUGGGAAGAUUCAAAACAAUUUUGUGUUUGUCAAUCUUAUAUGCGAUUGGAAGCUUUAUCGUUUCAAUUGGAGCGAUCCCAGGGAUUGCAUUUUCGCCUGAAGCUGCACUUUACAUCGGUUUGAUUUUGAUUGCAUUCGGUAGUGGGGGCAUUAAACCAUGUGUGUCGGCUUUCGGGGGAGAUCAGUUUAAAUUGCCCGAACAAAACACACAAAUGACCAGCUUUUUUUCCAUGUAUUAUUCUAUGAUUUUUGUUGGCGCAUUAAUUUCAACGCCAAUCACACCUGUUCUAAGAUCAGACGUACAUUGUUUUGGUGAAGAUGAUUGCUAUUCGCUUGCAUUUGGGGUACCUGCAAUGCUUAUGAUUAUAUCCAUUCUGCUUUUUACAAUCGGCAAACCGUCUUAUACUUAUGUUAAACCAUCGUCCGAGAAUAUGUUGAUGAAAAUGUUGAAAUGCAUUUGGAAUGCGAUAAUCAUCAAGCACCGCGAAGGAAAAACGAAUCCACGUGAAAAUCUGCUAGAUUAUUCAAUUGAAAAGUAUGGGACUCAACUGGUGCAUGAAACGAGAAUUAUUUUGAAAAUGUUGACACUUUAUUUACCGUUGCCUUUAUUUUGGACAUUAUCUUUUCAACCUGGAUCACGCUGGACAUUUCAAGCCAAUCAAAUGAACGGUGAUCUUGGAUUUUACACCAUUAAACCAGAUCAAAUUCAAAUGAUGGAAUCACUAUUUACACUUAUAUUUAUUUCAUUGUGUGAGAUCCUAAUUUAUCCCAUUCUAAGUAAAAUUGGCAUUCGACGACCAUUACAGAAGCUAACUAUUGGUGGCAUUUUGAUGGGAACCUCAUUCCUACUCUCUGCUUGGGUCCAAUUUCAAAUUGAAUCCAUGCCUAUGAAUUCCGUAAGCAUGCUAUGGCAAGUUCCGCAGUAUGUUCUUUUAUCAAUGGCUCAAGCAAUUUUUGAUGUAACCGGCCUAUCGUUUUCAUACAAAGAAGCUCCAGAGAGCAUGAAAUCGGUUGUUUUAUCAUUUUGGCUUUUAGAAGUCGCUAUGGGUAAUGUUAUUCUUGUUAUUAUAAGCGGAUUGGAAUUGUUUGAAUCACGUCUAUAUGAAUUCCUCUUUUUUUCUGGUAUCAUGUUCUGCGGUAUGUGUGUAUUCACAGUCCUUGCCUAUAAUUUUGAAAAAUUUAAAAAAACUAAAGUACUUGAAUUCUAAAAUUUAAGUAGU